This is a messenger RNA of Physella acuta, 1094 nucleotides long. RefSeq lists its product as uncharacterized. Lineage: Eukaryota; Metazoa; Mollusca; Gastropoda; Physidae. The record is from RefSeq and is a predicted model, not a curated record.
UUUUUUGUUUUUCAUAAAGUAAUGUGUCAAAGUCUUUUAUAAACUGUUCAUAACUACGACUUGACCAUAGAUUUGUUUCUCUUCUAAGCAAAGGCAUAACACUAUUUUGCAAAAACCAAAAACAAAAAUGACCAGUCUCCUCUGUAUAACACUUGUUACCGUCUUCACAUUUACCAGAGUGUCAACUUUUGACUUUGUGGUGAAUCCAACCACCAUACAAAUCGGCUUCACAAAGUACAUGGAAGUAAACUGUUCAGCAAGAGCAGACAAAACAGCAAACUUCACCAGUCUGGUUUCCAUCAACGUCUUACACUCGGAGACCUCAGAAAACUCUGGCUUUCUGACGCUUGCAACCAUCGAUGUCUUUGACGGCGUCAAGGUGUUUGAGCAUGAGACGGCCGAGGGGUACAUCAACAGUGACGAGGAAUCCUACCUGCGCAUAAGCUGGACGUUCCCGUCCAAGUGGGACGGCGGCUGGUACAAGUGUGAGGUUCACGGUGUGAAUGCUGCGUGGCAUCCAGUCAAUUUCUCUAGGACUGUCAGCGUUAUUGCAGAGAAGCCAGACUUCGACUCCAUGAUCGAAGAGUUUAGAAUUCUCAGGGCCGGCGUCUCCAACUGUAGUUUUGCGGGUGUUCUUGAGCACCGGUUGGAAAAGGCCAAAGCAUCAGCAUUUGAAAUCCCAACAUUUUUUUCUGAUUCAUGGUAUUUCUUGUCCAAGCCAAGCAAACGAGUUUUUUCACCUGAAGUCAGAGCCAGCUGCGAGUUAUAUGGCGGCCAUCUUGCAGCAAUCAACAACGUUAAUGAAUGGGAUUUCUUGAGAAAUUACUCCUCUAGCUUUGGUGCUGGUGUGAAAAUGGUGAUGAUAGAAGGCACGGAUGAUUCACAUGAGCUCCAGUGGGUGUCCAUGCAGACCAACACCAACCUAACCUACACCAGAUGGGCCACUGGACAACCCACAUCAGAUGCCGCCAAAAAUUGUUUGUUUCUGGCCAAAGAUUUGGGAUGGAACAUGACAGCUAAUUCCUGUACACUAGACGAUAUUAACUUACUGCCAAGGUUUUUAUGUAAAAGUUAUUAAACUUAAAAUCAUUCAC